Messenger RNA from Laetiporus sulphureus 93-53, 3255 nucleotides. RefSeq lists its product as uncharacterized. NCBI's taxonomy places the organism in Eukaryota, Fungi, Basidiomycota, Agaricomycetes, Polyporales, Laetiporaceae. Bases 1 to 3255 code for a protein of 1084 amino acids. The record is from RefSeq and is a predicted model, not a curated record. The transcript has 4 exons.
AUGUCACGACAGUACGACUCGGACACGCCAUCACUCUUCGGAGAGCCUUCGCCAAAAUCCACGACAACACGCUCCAGCUCGCGCGAGCGCACAAGCAGCGGAGGCCAUGAAGCCGUGCGCUCCCCAGUCCCCGAGGGACCGCCGUCCUCCCCGCAGUCGCCCCAUGGUGUAUCAUCGAGUUCCGAGGGCUAUCCAUCAUGGCUACCAAAACGCCCACCACCGCCUGGUCCACAGUCGACCGUGCACUCCGAGGUGGGUCCCAUGCUCAGCGAAGCUGGUCCUAGCAAUGAGCCCUACAUGAUUGGACGGAGACCCACUCCACGCUCGGUGCGUAUCGUCAGCUUGCAGGGCUCAACGCAGGCGCUGGACAGGGACUCGAGGGCGCGACGCGAGCCCACGGAUCAGUCGCGUGUGUUCUCUGGACCCCCGCACGCGCGUGUCUGGUCGCGCGCGACGAGCGCUGGACUAAGUCCUACGCUCUUCGGUUCGGGACUUUUCUCUUCUCCACCUCGGCCCAGGUUCCGCACCCCAGGCUUCCGCCCCGAACUCUUGCGAAAUCCUUCUUGGAAAGUCCGCCUACUGUUUUAUAUAUUCCCUGUAAUUGUCUUUGGCCAUAUCGCGCUGCAGACGUUCUUCGACAUCAAUGCUGUAUACAUGCUAAUCAUGGUCGCAAAGUAUCCUAAUCCUGCCGCGCCAGGCGUGGCUGGCUCCGGGAAAAACUGGGCUCUCGCAGCGGCUGGCUACAUUGCUUGCUGGUUCACGUGGAUAUUUGUUGUAGUCAUCCUGUAUGAGCUUAUAUUUUCAUUCUAUCGUCGAUGGAGAGUUAAACGACCGCUAAUGUUACCAAUAUACAUGUCCACGCCUGCGUACAAUCUUGUUUCAAUGACCUCGUACACUAACUUCUGCUUUAUGUAUCAUAUUCGCGCCUCUGCGUUCUCUGGAGAACACGGCGCAACCCACGACGGCCUUGCCGAAACCGCCUAUUAUUACUCGCAAAAUUGGCCGACAAUUGCCCUCCUCCUGCCGCGUGCGGCACUCUCUCUAGCCUUGCUGCUUGGAUUCUGGACGCCCUCGCCCGGUGCUAUUGCUCUCAAUAAUGCUGGCAUCAGCGUCCGAGAAGGAUCUUUCUUUCGCGCGGAUGGGACGCUCACGGACUACGCCCGCGGUGUGCUCAUUGCAAACGCGGUAUGGACGGCAUGGCGGAUCCUCAUUCUCCUACUGAGCUUCAUCGGUCUCUGGAUCGCAAGCGGGCAGGGCUGUGCGGGUUUGUGCGGGCCACGAUUCCGCUGGGAGGAAGAGGACGCGGAAAAGACGGCAUCGGUCUUGAGUGACAAGCUAUCGGAUAUGGAGAUGCUGCCUUGGUCCUGGAAGGAGUCCACGUUGAUGCGCAUCAAGGAUGCGCACGACUUCUGCCUCACAAACAGACCCAUCCGUACGGAGUUUGUCCCCGAAGAGGGUCCUGUGCCGGAUCUGCCGCCUGUACCGUUCGAAGGCAUGGAUCGCCUGUUCGCCGCUGUGGGGCUGGCUCCCAGCCACCAUCCUGCCCGGCGAGGCGUGUUGUCAUCGCAACUCUUCCAGACGCCUGAACCGCAAAUGGAGAGUGAGGAAGGCGGGGAAAAGCUGCCGGCUAGCAAGUCGGCGCCGGAGUUGUCGCGUGUAGCUCCUCCUCCAACUAGCCUGCGACAAAAAGAGAAACGACCUGCACGUCCACUGGCACCCUUUCCGACUUCGGACUAUCCGUUCACAGGGUCUGGUGCACAGAUUUCGUCUGAGGAGAACGUGCCGUUUCCGCCAUCAUCUGUCUCUGAGGAGGAACGAGAAGUGCCCAUUCAGGGCACAGAUGACGACGAGAUGGAGGAAGGUGAAGAUGACGAAGAGGAGCAUGCGAGUACUCAUGAAGACCCAAGGACAGGCACGAGCGAGAAUGUGGCGACUGAGCUGGAGGAAAGCGUAGAACAUCACCGUAGACGAACAUCGGAAUCCAUGUCCAGUCUCGGGCGGCCCAUAGUUUCGAGGUACCCCUUCAUGCACCGACGGCCAACGGGUGGGAGUGCCUCCUCGGUAUCUCCUCGCACACCCUCCUCGCCUUCCACACAGACGCGUUCGACGCACACACAGUCGAUGCAAUCGCGUUCCACGCGCGAGUCCCAGUCAACGCAGUCUACAGGCAAUGCGGAGUCAUCCGAAUCGCCCAUAAGCAACAGAGGCUCGAACGGCGCCAGCCCGUCAUCAUCGAACUUCAGCGGCAGCGCGAUCCCGAUGCCGCCCAGACAUCCGCGAGCACACAGGAGGGCAAGAACGAGGACUAUCUCGCCGGGCAGCCCAGGCUCCAUCUCACCAGUUGUAUUCCCCGCGGACCGGCCUCAUGCGCGGACACGCACGGACAGCGUGGCCAACGAGGUAUCGAUGACGUUUGGUGCUAUGCAGCCGCCUGUGUACGACACUGACGAGGAAGAUCUGCACGAGGGCUCCCUCAUGGACGUGCCCGAGGCGGAGGGCUCCGUGGAAGAGGCAGAACGGCAAGAUAGCGUCGGUCUGCUGUCCGCUGCGCCGAGUCCGCGUAGUUCGUCGGGCAAUCUGCGGCGCAGAACGAGCAGCUUUUCGCAACACAGGUCGAGCGGUUCGCGGUCUCAUUCAGGACGGGUUUCGUUGUCGCGCUCGCGCUCACGCACAAGCUCAGGGACAUCUCGGUCGGAGUCUGCGCGAUCACGAGCGCAUUCGCUCAUACAGUCCAUCGGCGCGGCGUCGCGCUCAUCCAUAGAUGUCGUACGCUCUCGGACCAACUCCAUGGCGCGCCUGUCAGACUCACCCGCAGGAUCGUCUGCGUCGGACACGGUGCUGAGUAGUCCCGAGAACCACACGUUCGGCCAUCCAUUGCGGGAGCGGUGGGGCCCAGCAGACGAACACGGCAGGCGGAUCAGUCCCUCCCAGGUGCCUCUACCGCCAUCCGCAUCUACCUCGGAAGCUGCCUCCGGUUCUGACGCUGGCGGACAUUUGCCCCGGUUGCGUGGGGUGCGUUCGAGUCCGCGCUCAAGUCUGGUUCCGUCCCAGCGAAGUCGACGAAGUCAGCGUACGGAGCGUCUAGGAGUGCACAUACCAGAGGGGCAUCUGAGCACUGAAAGCCAACCCGGAACAAGUACCGCGCAAUCGUUCAUGACAGCACCGACGAUCGCACCCAGUGCAACAGAAACUUCAAUACGGACCAGCUGGGCGGAGCUGGACUCGCCGACCACGCCUGGUGAUCCGGAAAACUAA